UAGUCAUGGAUAAAUCUAAUGCAAUACUUAUUCAUUAUUUUCAAUUCCAUACAAUGCGAACUUUUUCCAAAGGGUAAGUGAACUCAUCGCUCGAAACAACAUUUGCCUAUGCAGCCAUCUGAAACAAAAAACAAAACAAAACUGAAACAAAAAUUGACUGAGUCGCAAGACUUGCUAGCGUUUUCAAACCUGAGGAACGGAGAGUUUCUCGCCCGCUAGUCGCGAGAAAAUUGGGGAGAGAGCUUGUCGAAGUGGUGGAGCGAGCGAGGUUAGAAUGUGGAAAAAAGCGGGAAGAAGCUCUUUCGUUUGGACCGUAGCACUUGCUAUGCAGGCUAACUUCCCAGGCCGCCGGAGAAACAACAACAACAAAAAAUAGAUAAAUAAAUAAAAUAAAAUUAAAAAAAAAGAGAGAUCGCACUGUGCAGGUCAUGAGCUUUGGGCGCCUCGAUUCGAUGACCGGUUCAUAAAGUUCGCUAUGAGAAUCACUUUUUCCGCUAUCAUCCAUAAGCAAACUAAGAUCUUUAUUACUGAAUAUAUUAUUAUUGUUAUUUUUUGUAGGAAAAGAAAACAAGAAAGCUUAUUUUGAAGUGAAAUUUGCGGAGGUUGAACCAAUCUGCUACCCAGUGGCUUGGCUGUUUAGGUUGAAACUAAGCCAAGCGGAAAUAAACAGCUGAUGAAUUCGCAAAACCCGGCUGAUCAUCAAAACAGCUGAUUGGAAACGGGUGACUGGAUUUGUUUCCUUUAUUACCUGCGAAAGCCAAUUGAAAGAAACCAUUUCGGGUGCCGGUCGAAUGAACACAUCAACUGUAAACACUGUCUUGCAACGUCCACUCUGAUUGGUCGGGAAGAGUGAGGUAUUGUUUUAGGACGGUAACAAGAAUUUAGUUAUUUGGAAUUGAAAAUUGUGUAGUUUUUCUUCGUUUUACACGUUUGGGGUUACUUAAAGAAAGUAAAAGGGUUUAUUUUGAACGUUUAUUUGUGGUAGAAAGUGACACUUUUGUUUAAAAAAAAAUAGUUUUAGUCCGUUUUUAUGCGUUUUUGGGUAAGUGUUUUCAUAUGAUCAAAAGCUAUCUUCAUAGAAACCUGGAAUGUGGCAUUCCUCUGCUGUGCCGCAUUCAAAUUUUUAACUUCAGCCUUCGGUCACCUGAUCAAUAAAGACAGCUGUUUCCCGCCGAUUUAGGUGCUUUUCAAGUGAGGUACUCUUUCGCUUGUUUGCUGUGAAUUGCAGCAAAUCUUCGCGCUUGUAAUAAUCUUUCGCUAGGAAACAAUAGAAAUAAGACUUGUGAGUGGAAUUGUAAGCUCUGCGUUCCUCUGAGGUGAAUGAAAAUGUCAUUUUAUACCCGAACUGCCGACAAACGUAAAGCUUUCGAGGUGGACGAGCUCUACGAGGAUGACGAUUGCAGGUUUAAAGUCGAAGUGGUGGACAAUCGAGAGCGGGAGCGAAAACUGCGGCGGGAAAUUGCAAACUCGAACGAGCGACGACGUAUGCAAAGUAUUAACUCCGGUUUCCAAGCACUGAGAUUGCUGAUUCCACACAGCGAAGGUGAAAAAUUAAGCAAGGCUGCAAUCCUGCAGCAGACGGCCGAGUAUAUUUUUGCCCUGGAGCAAGACAAAACUCGUCUUCUGCAGCAGAACACGACUUUGAAGCGAAUUCUGAGCCAGUGCGAUCGAGAGGGAGCAAACAGUACGGAUUCAAAGCGAUCUUCGCCGAAAAAAGCCAGAACUGAUCAAGAACCACGUGCGCAGGAAAAUAUCAAGGACGAUGAAAACAACAACGUUUUACACAGCGAUGACUACGUUGAAGAAAUACAAAAGGAACUCAUUGAACUGAGGUGCCAGCUGGAACGUGAAAGGAGGCUGCGGAUCAACGUGGAAGAUAAAAAGAAGCAACUUGAAUUAGAUUUGGCGGAUGCUAAAUCGAAAUCAAACGAAAAACCGCAAAAAGCGCUCGCAACAUCUCGCCAAAACUUAGACACGAUCGUCCAAGCGAUCAAACAUCUCGAAGGCGACAAACCCGAUCUCAUCGAAACCCCUACAAAAUGUAAAGCCGAAGCUUCGACGAACGGCUCAUCAAGCAGUGAAAAUGCUUCCAGACGGCUCAUAGUUUAAACUCGUCUCGAGAGUUUUAUUGAGCCUCCAUGAUUGGAACAGCUGACUGGCGUGGCCGUAAGGUGAAUGUAUGCAGAUUACUCAUGCAUGUCAGAUCGAUGGAAUUCAUGCAUGGUAAUUUGUUUGUGUAUGGAUUUUUACAUUCAUGUAUAAAUUUUCUUAUCUCUCUUCUAGUUCUUUAAACACUUUGUCGGUGAUGUUUUAGACUUUUAACGGUUUUGGCGUGACUGAUAAUCACAUGCGUGCAGGCUUCACGCUAUCCGGAAGUGUAAAAUUGUACAGCAUGCAUGAUGUUGAUCAUCUUUGCUAACUUUCGUAGGUGACGUGCCUGUGUGAAUAUGUAAAUAAUUUUUAUGAUAUAAUCAACAACUUUCAAGUCUCCCAUGGGGAUCUUGCAUUAUCUGAGAGGGUGUUUUUUUUUUUAUUUUGCCCUUUAAAUUCUAAGAGUGAUUGCUAGUUAGCUUCUGUUUAUACCAGAAGAACACUGGGAAGCAAAUAGGUUAUGAAGGAAAAAAGAAUGUAAUCAGCUUGCUACCAGCCCUCACCAGCACGAUAAAUGUUUGACAUUUUGUAGGGAGAAUGUUGUAUCUUCAGCUCUUAUGGAGCUCAGUCAUGGUAUUUUGAGUUGUAAUAGUUAACUAAGAUAGAGAAACACCAAAGAGAUAAUACUAAACCAUAAGGGAAAAAGGAUCUGCAAGGAUGGAGAAGAUUGACAUGGAUUACAAAUGACAAACUUGAAAAAUUUAGGCUACACUUUUCAAGAUGUGCAAACCGUGACGUAGCUCCUUCAAAUACAAUGACUAAAAGUCUAUUUGGCCAUCCCAGGAAAUGUUUUGUUUCUUCUCUCUCAUCCAACCCAAUUUUGGGAGAAAAUGAAAGAUUGAUUCAAAUAUUGAAAUAUUCAAGUUAAAAAAAUUUGGUGAGUUUUUUCAUACUUUGUGUAGCAUAGCUGAACAUUACAUCAUGAUUGUUCACAGAUGCUUUUUGGAUGCAGUUUGAAGCAACUUUUCUGCCCCUUCAAAUAUUACUCUCUAUCAUCAGUUUUAAAUGGAACAUUUUACUGGGAUGGCCCUAUCAAGAAAUUUCCAUUUUUUUAACUUUUAUGUUUUUACGUGUACACAGUCUGAUCUGGUCAAGUUUGUCAGAUUUUAUACCCUGCUGGCAGUCACUUUUUUAUCAUCUCAGGGAGUAAAAUUAAGAUAGAGUAAACAAGACAGUGAAUACGCAGUGUCAGCCAAUGCUCUAAUUUGUAAAAUAAUACUUCCUGUUUACAGGCUUUGAUUGAAUAUAGUCACAGAACUUAAAGUAAUGUAAAAUAGUGCAGGGACUUUCGGGUCAUAAUAACCUUUUUAUAGCUGAAAAAAUACCUGGAAGACUUUCAGCUUUUGAUAGCUAUUCCUUGUGAUUCAGUGGUAGAUCCAGACCUUGAUUCAGUUUGCACGGCUUCAAAAAAAUCCUGUGCAGUUGUCCAGACAAGUAAAUAAAUUAUUCCUGUUGGACAGAUAAGUUUUUUAUGCUCUCUUACAAAAUGAGUUAUGCCCCAGGCAAACCUUAGAUUUGCUCUCUGAAAUAUGAUUUUGAAACAAAAAGUAGCAAACUUAAGUAAGCUGAAACUAACUUGGGUGAGUAAAAUUUAAAAGUUUCUUGUCAGAAGGGCAAGCCAGAAGAUCAAGUGGGCCCAGAUUAGAGGAGCACUGAGUUGAUUUUUACAAAAAAGAAAGUUGAUCAUAGGAAGAAGGCGAUAUAGUGUUAUUUCCUGGGUCUGCCACUGUCAGUGGUAUAACAUUUGUGACAUAAACAAGUUAGUAUUCAACCACACUAAUACUUUGUAAAUUGAUACGUUUUGUAUACUAGGUGUUUGAAACACUCCAAAAUUUUGCUUGUCAUCCUCAUACCUUUUGCUACAAAUUUGUUAGAAUCGAUGCUGUGCUAACAGGUCGCCCUUUUGAAGUAUAAUAUUACAGGUUCUCUCAGCCCUGUGAUGGAACAAUUUUCAAUCAUUUGAGUGUUAUAAAACCAAAACAAAAGUAAUUAUGGCCAAUCACAAAAACUAUUUACACAGACAAUCCAGUGAACCAAACAAACCUCGUUGAAGCAAACACAUGCAGCAGAUGCAAAGUGCAUGUGCGAGUGAGUCACGAUUGGGUUUGGUCUUCCUAGUGAUUAGAUGACAAACUGGUGUGAGUUUUCAAGCCAACUCCUUAGCAUUGUACUGCAAAGCCAAGGCAAAUGUAAGUUAUUUUUGAAAUUCGAGUGAAACCAUUCUUUGAAAUCUGGGCUGUUCAGUAUGUUUAAGGAACUGAUCAUUGAUCAAAUUCUUUCAACCAUUGUAUUAAGAAUUCUUCAUGAACAGCAAUGCAAAUCGAAUAUUGAAGUCAGCUUAUAUAAAUGUUUCACAUAUUAGUAACACUAGAAUUACACAAUAUCUCAUUUGAGAUUUGCUUAUUAACUUAUUUGGAACUUAUAGACACAAUUUUAUAUGUUCUAAGUUUUUUAGACAUAGUAUUUAUGUAAUGUAUUUUCACCAUGUGAAGCUUACACAGUAAGGACAGUAAAGGAACAUAAGAAUAGGAAAGGAUAAUAAGCUCACAAUCAAACAAAAGGUUUUGACAACUGGUGUUCUUGGGUCAUAAACUUAGCAAGGUUGACGAAAUUUUAUCCUCCCCCUACUUUGAACACUUGAUUAAAAUACUGUAGGGAGUACUUCUGGUUUCAAUUUAGACUCUCUACUGUUAAGCCUUUUUAUGUGGCAUUUUCUUCUUACAUUUUUCUUCCCUAUUCUCAACAAUCAGACUUUCUGUGCAGGCUUGUAAAUCUAAGGGUGUGAAUUAGAUUCAUGUAAUGAUAUUUAUUUGUGGUGUUCCUCUGCCAAUAAUAUGUUUUAGUGAGUACUGUCUAGAUACGUACAUUUGUAUGCAGAUGUGACUUGCAUUGUUAUGUGAAUUUGCUAAA
Molecule: messenger RNA, 5061 nt
Organism: Orbicella faveolata
Lineage: Eukaryota; Metazoa; Cnidaria; Anthozoa; Scleractinia; Merulinidae
Biological process (GO): regulation of transcription by RNA polymerase II
Cellular component (GO): nucleus
Molecular function (GO): RNA polymerase II cis-regulatory region sequence-specific DNA binding; protein dimerization activity; DNA-binding transcription factor activity, RNA polymerase II-specific
Source: RefSeq, a predicted model, not a curated record